CUCUCUCAGUUUCUAAGAACUCGUCGAACGGAGACCAAAACAUGUAAAGGAAAGAAUGAGUCAGCUUUACAACAAUGUACUCUAAGUGAAACCUCGGGACCAGCUUCGAUGUUAAUCCAUAAUGCCUGUCCACACCAAGACCUUGGUAUUCGCAACUUUGCUUGCGUCCAUAACGAUUCUGCAAAGCCAUGAUAGUGCUGCAUAUGAUGACUUUAUGGAUGACCUUGAGGAUGCGGUGAAGGACCCAUCAGAUAACAAAAUAUUGACCGAUAAGGAUUUUGAACUGUAUGACGAAAAUGGUAAUGGCAAGCUGGACCACAAAGAGAUGGCCAAAUAUUUGAAAGAUGCUUUGGAAAUUGCUAAAAGAAAAGUUAAGCAAGUGGAAGCAACUCAAGAUAAGAACAUACCUAGACUGAACAGUCUCCACCUUUGUAUAGUGCUUAUCCUCACUGGAGCUACCAUCACUAUCAUUGCUACUGCAAUCCUGAAGAGGGCCCAUGCGAGGGAUGUUGAUCGAAAAGAACCUUCAGCGGAGGAUAUUAGAGCUGCUCGUCUCAGAAGUUUGGGUUACCAUAGCAACAGUGACACCAGUCUUAACAACUCUCAAAGAGCCACCCAAAGCACACCUACCUCUCCUCAAUCCCCCUCAACCCGGGUCACCCAAGCCAUCACUGACAGCAGAAGUGAAGAGAGCAAGUCUAAGGAAAAGACUGAAUUAAGGAAGAGAGUUAUUAACCCAAAAGUUGUGCAGAGAAGUGUUGAAAGUUUUGCAAUGAGAAAGGAACCCAAUUAUGAAACAGUUGCAGCCAAAAGAACAGUAUCUCAAUCAAAGGCUGACAGUGUUCUUGAAAAACCAGCUGCUAGUAACACCAAAGUUGCCAGUAGCCAAACAUCUGAAAAACAAUCAACUGGAAUUGAAAAGGCUGAACUCACCCUUGAGGAGACAGUCCAGCUUACCUUGAACAAAAUACUGCAAAUUUCAGUGAAUGUGGACAGUUCAGGGUCAUCACCUAAGCUCUUUUCAUUGGCUGCACAGUCAUCUUCAAUGGUCAUCAAACGAAAUGAACUUCCCGAAAACCAGGCAGAAAUACCAAAGAAGGUUGAGAAACUUCUCUCAAAAGCACUCCACCUAGAAUUGGAUCCUUUACGGAGCGCUCUAAAAUGUUACGAUGCUUGCCAAUGCCUGCCACCAGACUUCAAAGGCAAAGCAAGCCAAGAACAUGUUUGGGGCUCGGUAACUGCGGUGGCAAAAAACACCUGUUUCCACACCGUAAAGAAGCAGCUUAUACAUGAGGAUGUGGAGGACGACCUCUGGGAAGGAUUCAAGAAGACUUCGCUUCACCCACAACAGGAUGUGUCUCUGUGCUUUCUGGGUUGCCUGUCUGGUUGGUCUCCCGAUGGCGUGUCGGUGUCUCCAGAGCUACUCUCUCGUCUUCUCGAAGAGGGGCACAACAAUAAAAGCACCCGGGAGACUUUUCGUGAAAUGAUAAUAUGCGCUGGGAGGUAUGUCAACAGCAUCGAAAGAUUGGACGAGGUCGCGAUCCAGUGUAGCAGUGUGUUAAAGGGGGUUGAAGCUCUGUUAAAGCAGCCACAAAUGGUGCAGUUCAUUGCGAAAUGGCUAGAAGAGGAGACUGACCGGAAGGAACCGACCGAGUAUUUCCAGAAAAGCUCGAUCUUUGCACUGUUCCUCUCGCUCACCUCCCUAGAGAUGAGGAUUAACGGAAAGUCCCGCGCCUCGUUACCAUUCAAGGAGCUGCCACACUUCCCUCGACCUUUCAAGACAGAUAGUGAUAGAGUCCAGAGCCAAAUAUUGGAUGCUUUGCAUUCCUGUCAGAAUAUCGUAUACAAAGCUUUGCGAGCUGUGCUGACAAAACACCACGAAAGUGCUAUGUCUUGGUUGUCAGCAGUUAUCACCUAUAUGGACAUGCGUACUGUACUAACUCUAGGUCAGGACGAAGCUGUAGUGGCUACAGAUGGGUAUAUGAUGAACUUGUGCUCAGUACUCCUUCAAUUUUGCGAGCCUUUCUUCGUCGUCAAGGGAACCAACAAAAUUGUAGAUAUCCAGAGCGGGUACCCUGUGUCAAAGGCGUGCCGAUUAGAUUAUUCGGAGGAACGGACAAUGACAGGCCUACACUUGGGUGAAGAAGGCGAAGAGAGACAGCAGCAGAAGUACAAGCUGAGUGAAGACCUUCGAGGUCAGUUCAACCUCAAAAGCGAAAUGUUCCACUUGACACACCGCGCCCUCCAUAUCGGCUUGACCAACACCUUGCAGCACUACAGCAGGCUACUCAGAAAGUAUGCGUCCUUAAAAGAUGUAGUUCAGGGCAAAGAAAACUCCUCUCACGUGGAGGCGCUGCUCACGCUUUUUGUGUGUCAGUGGAACACAGUGAUCGAAGAUCUCUUGUUUGUGCACAUGUGCUCUGAGUUCUAUAUCACCACUGCAGCGUGGAUUACUAGACACGUGGAGGAGGUGGACACCAAGAAUCCGGAGGAUCAGAUAGCUGCCGACGCAAGGUGUCGAGAGUUCCUCUCGAGUCUGCCCGAAUUCUACAUCAAGGACAUGUGUUUGUGGUUCAAGUUCAUGGCCAUGCAUAACUCACAGGCGCUCAAAGGACUCAACGUAUACGUGUUUGUGAACUGCGUAGCUAUCCUGAUGAAUAACAGGGUUUGUGUUCCCGGUCCUAUGGUCGCCAGUAAGAUUGUCUCUGCUCUUCUUGCAUUCGCCGAAUGCUGCUCUUCCAAGAGAGAGAAGGAGCAUCUUUUAGAAACAGCUUCUUGGGGAAGCGGUGUCGAGGGAGACCUGACAGCUUGUGUGGUCACGUGCCAAGCGAUCAAAGCUAAACUCAUCCCAGCCCUCACUCACACCUACACGUCCGUGGACGUUGUCGAGGGACUGGACGUCGACAAAGAAGAGUUUGAUAAGUUUGGCACCAGAGUUGAGGUGGUUCGGUUGCUUCAGUUUCUGUGGACAGACCCGGAACAUGGUCGAGAUUCACUCAAGUCUGAGUGUGGAAAAGAAUCAUUUCAGGGCUUUCUGAACGCCAUUCUCGACAGCCUAAUGUAUCUCUUGAGUGACGGUCUCUCCCGAGUCGCACAUGUCGCUAAACUACAGAGAAGUCACAAGGAAGAGGAAAAUCCUGACAGCUUGGAUCUGCAAGAUCAAGAAAAAGCUCAGUUUCUAAGAAACGAGGAACACGUAUCCAAGUCAUUCAUGCAUGCGGCGACUGCUACUCUUGAUUUCCUCGCUAUAAUCACAGAAGAAGAAAAUGUGGCCCGGUGUUUCCUGCGAUCCCCAAUAACACAGAGAACAGCCUCUGCGAUCAUUGGCUUCUUGGACUCACUAGUCGGGCCAAAGUCACUUGAUCUCAAGGUCAAGAACAUGGAGAAGUACUCAUUUAACCCUCGCGAUCUGCUAGUCAAGUUGAUCUCAAUCCUAUUGCACAUUUCAAAUUCCGCUGCUGCUGAGGGGGAGCCGUUAUUCGCCCGGUGUAUCACCGCUGACCCAGACUACAUCAGGGACAACCUCCAAAGGGCUCUUAGAAUCCUGAAAAGAGAGGGACUGGUAGCCGAGGAUACGCUUGUCAGUCUUAGAAGCUUCGUGGUUAAGUGCGAUGAAAUACAAGAAGCGGAGACUGCUGGCCCGAUCAGCAGGUCAGCGGAUAGCAGCGCAGAGAGCCCAGAGCAAACCCCCUCCACAGGGGACGGGCAAGUCACACAUUCUGCUAAUUACCCCUCAGAAGCAAGUGGUACUCCUGUGGAUGAGACAGCUGCGAGUUCAAGGGAUGAGGAGGAGAAUGGGGGCAGCGCCCAGGAGGGUGCCACUACUGUCACUCAGGAGGGGAGAGAGGAGAUUUACAUUGUUGCUCUUCAGGAUGCACGCUACGAUACCAUGGACCUGCUGGACUACACGGCGUUCCAGUCAUGCCGAGCCCAGCCUCCGUGCCAAAGGUCCGGGACCAUCAAGGCACUCAUGCACGAAGUCACCCAGUUGCGAUGCAGUCUUCCCAUCCAUCCAAACUCAUCCGUCUUCGUGCGACAGGAUGAAAACCGCAUGGAUUUUGCACGUGCGUUAGUCACGGGUCCUGUUGACACCCCAUACAGUCGAGGCUGCUUUGUCUUCGACAUCUUUUUCCCAGGGACAUACCCAAACGUACCUCCGUUGGUCAAGCUUAUCACUACAGGCAACGGGACAGUCCGAUUUAAUCCAAACUUAUAUGCUGAUGGAAAGGUGUGUUUGAGCCUGCUUGGUACAUGGUAUGGUGGUGUUGCUAGCGAGAAAUGGGACCCGAAAAAGUCCUCCCUUUACCAGGUUCUGCUUUCCAUCCAAGGCAUGAUCCUUAUUCCGGAUCCGUGUUUUAACGAACCAGGUUAUGAGGGAAUCCGGAACACUGAUGAGGGAGAGAUUUUGUCACGUGAGUACAAUGCCGCCAUCCGAUUGGCUACUGUGCGUCACGCAAUGACUGGUCAAUUGCGAAGUCCUCCAGCAGGCCUAGGGAACAUUAUCAUGAGCCACUUCUUGCUCCAGAAGGACGACAUCCUUCAGCAGUGUGCUGAUUGGUUGAGGCAAUGUGUCACGCCUGAUGAGGAGAGGCGCCUAAGGCGAGCAGUUGAGGAACUUAAGACAGAGCUUGAUAAGCUAUAGUGUAGGAAAAUUACCUCCUUAAAAGGAACAAUAAACAGAGCAUGAAUAGCUAUAGAGAGGGAGAGGGAUAUUCGGUUGCAAUAAUAUUGGAUAUCACUCCUUAGUAGAAAAUUACCACAGGAACAGUAAACAGAGAUUGAAUAGCUAUAGAGAGAUAUUGGGUUGCAAGAAUAUUGGAUAUCACUCCUACCACUCCUGUGUAGGAUAAUUUCCUCCUUAGAAGGAACAGUAAACAAAGCUUGAAUAGCUAUAGAAAAAGGGGGGACCCAUGAACACACCCAGAUGUAGGGGAGACAGGCUAUAGUGUAGUAUGUUCCAGGCCUGAGGAGGAAAAAUACCAAAGGCUAGUUGAUGACGAGCUUUAGAGCUAAAGGGGGGGUGUGUGCCUAACUCUUGUAGCCAUAUGCGGGGAGGGGGUAGGGGGCUGGAUUGGCAGGUUCUAAUAACAGAUCUACAUAUUUUAGAAAACUCUGGGGCCCAAUGACCAUACUUGACCUCACACUGGUUAUAAUAGUUCAAAGAGGGUUGUAAGAAAAUGUCCUGUUUUUUUCCCUGAUGGACACAAGCCAUACAAUAUUUUAUUUUAGCUGUGUGUUGAAGAUAUUGCUCAUGGAAACAAUGACACACCUGUCAACUCUCCCACAUUUGGCGGGAAUCUCAAGAUUUUGGACAGCUCUUCUCCCGUGUUGAGCACUAGAUCUCUCGCAUUUUAGCGAUUUUUAUAACUCCCAGAAAAAAAAUCGACAUUUUGCCUAUUUUCUAUUAAAAUAUUUAAAACAAUAAUUCCCUUGCAUACCACAUUAAGUCUAACACCCUCGUGAGAUUAUAAGUGAAUUUGUGUCCAACAGCCCCCCAAAGGAAAUAUACCCCUCUCCCAAAAAAAUCUUUAAGGGGCAGCGUCAUGGUACUGCACAUGUCUGGAGUCAGUGUUUAUUGUAGGCUUUUAUUUGUCUACAAACAGCUGAACUUUAAGCUAUCAAAGGAGAGCUAUUGCAAAGCUCUUACAGUGACACUGCCCCUUUAAGCCUUGAGAUUUUCUGGGGUUAAAAGGUAUGCAAUGGUUUUCAUUGAACUACAUAAUUGCAAUAGGUUUAAUCUCCUUCUGAGUGGUAGGGGGUUAUCUUUCUAAACAAUUCUCUUGCUGUUAGUUUGAUCUAGUGGUUUUCAAAAACCUGUGAAAUACUAUUUAGUUCAUUAGUACUAAUACACUGUAAUGUCAUUGUUGGUUCUGGGUUGGCUAUUACACUUAAACAAUUACUUUUGUUGAACAGGAUGCGCGGCUUACACAGGGGUGUGUGGCGGAAGCUGGGAAUGUCUGCAGGAUUUUGAAAACCACUCUAGUUUCCCUAGAAGAAUAGGUAUAUGUCAGUUUUCGUAAAUCCGUCCAAGGCCCCCUAGAAUUGUUCAUGUUUGUAUUGUAAAAAUACAUAUAUCGAUGGAUUCACUUUCAAAAUACUAAGGUAAUAAAAGGUUAUGAUAACA
This is a messenger RNA of Nematostella vectensis (starlet sea anemone), 6124 nucleotides long. RefSeq lists its product as uncharacterized. Gene Ontology annotation, biological process: protein polyubiquitination. The transcript is spliced from 43 exons. The record is from RefSeq and is a predicted model, not a curated record. Gene Ontology annotation, cellular component: cytoplasm; ubiquitin ligase complex; nucleus. The coding region runs from base 122 to 4642 and encodes 1506 amino acids. Gene Ontology annotation, molecular function: calcium ion binding; ubiquitin-ubiquitin ligase activity. Lineage: Eukaryota; Metazoa; Cnidaria; Anthozoa; Actiniaria; Edwardsiidae.